AUGCGCGUAGGUAACGCACAAGAACUGGACAUUCAAUUAUCGUCUGCUCGCUGUAUCAAAUCAACCCAGGCUCAAACUGAUUUCUGUGGGCCCAGACAAAAGGUAAAUCUACGAAAGGAGAGCGGCAACGAUGAACGUCGUAAUAAGGCCUGGCGAUAUAGUAGAUCUGCCGCGCUGCAAGCAAUAGAAGUGGGGGCGGGUGCUUUUAUAUCCGAGAAAUGUAUGCGUAUUGCAUUUGGAACAGUCCAAUGUGCAGUAUAA
Molecule: messenger RNA, 261 nt
Organism: Paraglomus occultum
Lineage: Eukaryota; Fungi; Glomeromycota; Glomeromycetes; Paraglomerales; Paraglomeraceae
Source: the annotation of a GenBank genome assembly